Molecule: messenger RNA, 4481 nt
Organism: Pipistrellus kuhlii (Kuhl's pipistrelle)
Lineage: Eukaryota; Metazoa; Chordata; Mammalia; Chiroptera; Vespertilionidae
Gene: CORO2A
Product: coronin 2A
Exons: 12
Coding region: 146-1723 (525 amino acids)
Biological process (GO): actin filament organization
Molecular function (GO): actin filament binding
Source: RefSeq, a predicted model, not a curated record
CCAGCCUCCUGCCCCGCCCACCGGCCCCGCCCGCCGGGCUGUGGGGGAGGAGGAGGCGGUGGCUCUGGGCGCGGGGACUCGGCGGGCGGCGAGGAGCUCGGAACCGGAUCCGGACGCCACCGCCACCUGCGCGGCCGGCAUCAAGAUGUCAUGGCACCCCCAGUACCGGAGCUCCAAGUUCCGCCACGUCUUCGGCAAGCCGGCCAGCAAGGAGAACUGCUACGACUCGGUGCCCAUCACCCACAGCGUCCACGACAAUCACUUCUGCGCCGUGAACCCCCACUUCAUCGCCGUGGUGACGGAGUGCGCGGGCGGGGGCGCCUUCCUCGUCAUCCCCCUGCACCAGACAGGAAAGUUGGACCCCCACUACCCAAAGGUCUGUGGGCACAGAGGGAACGUCUUAGACAUCAAGUGGAACCCGUUUGACGACUUUGAAAUCGCCUCUGCUUCUGAAGAUGCCACGAUCAAGAUCUGGGCCAUCCCCAAGCAGCUGCUGUCGAGGAACUUCACGGCCUACAGGAAGGAGCUGGCCGGCCACGCCCGCCGGGUGGGCCUGGUGGAGUGGCACCCCACGGCGGCCAACAUCCUCUUCAGCGCCGGCUACGACUACAAGGUGAUGGUCUGGAACCUGGACACAAAGGAGUCUGUAAUCGUGAGCCCCGUGAAGACAAUCGACUGCCACCAAGACGUGAUCCUCUCUAUGUCCUUCAACACCAACGGCAGCCUGCUGGCCACCACCUGCAAAGACCGCAAGAUCCGGGUCCUGGACGCCCGAGCGGGGACCGUCCUCCAGGAAGCCAGCUACAAGGGGCACCGGGCCAACAAGGUGCUGUUCCUGGGGAACCUGAAGAAGCUGCUGUCCACAGGCACCUCCCGCUGGAACAACCGGCAGAUCGCCCUGUGGGACCAGGACGACCUCUCGGUGCCGCUCACCGAGGAGGACCUGGACGGCUCCUCCGGCGUGCUGUUCCCCUUCUACGACGCGGACACCAGCAUGCUCUACGUGGUGGGCAAGGGAGACGGGAACAUCCGCUACUAUGAGGUGAGUGCCGACAAGCCGCACCUGAGCUACCUGACGGAGUACCGCUCCUACCACCCGCAGAAGGGGAUCGGUUUCAUGCCAAAGAGAGGUCUCGACGUGUCCACCUGUGAGAUCUUCCGCUUCUACAAGCUGAUCACAACCAAAAGCCUCAUCGAGCCCAUCUCCAUGAUUGUCCCCCGGCGGUCGGAAUCCUACCAAGAGGACAUCUACCCGCCCACGGCAGGGGCCCAGCCCUCUCUGACGGCCAGGGAGUGGCUCAGCGGGAUGGAUAAAGGGCCUGUCCUGGUGUCCCUUCGGCCCGGCUCCGAGCUGCUGAGCCCUCGGCCUCUGCCCCCGGAAAGACCUCUCUCCAACUCCCUGCCCCCCACCUCGCCUCACCUCCUGGACCAGACGGCAGUGCCGGCUGCAGCCGACGGCCGGAGGCCCUUCUCUCUGCCCGAGGAGAAGGCGCCACGGUGGACGGCAGGACACAGGCUGGAGGAGAAGAAAGCGUGGCUCACGAACGGCUUUGACAUCUUCGAAUGCCCCCCACCAAAGACGGAGAACGAGCUGCUGCAGAUGUUCUACCGGCAACAGGAGGAGAUCCGGAGGCUCCGGGAGCUGGUGACCCAGCGCGAGGUCCAGGCCAAGCAGCUGGAGCUGGAGAUCAAAAACUUGCGGAUGAGCUCGGAAUGGUCCUGAGCAGAGGCCUGGGCCCUCUUCGCCCUCAGGGACACCACUUGGCUCCACGGGGAGGUCCAGGACCAAACCACAAGCCCCCCGAGAACAACCGCUAUUUCUACGUCUUUUUUUUUUAACCAGAAAAUGAAACUCGGUCGCCGCAGGUUUCCAGGGGAACAUGGUGCCGUUUUCUACUUGCCUUCUCGAAACAACGGUGUCUGCAUUGACUCUUUUUAGGGGACGCCUCGCCUUCUGCUUGACUCUGUCUGUAAGGGUGCGUGGUAAGCUCUAACUUUGUAGAAAAUUAGAGCGACCAGGACGUAGGAGGCACACCUGCCUGUGGUUUUCAAACUGUGGUCUAUAGAAUUGGGGCAGGCUAAGCAGGAGGCUGUACCGCUCACCCCCGCACCUGACGGGUCAGCUCUCCUUUCUGUCUUACAUAUGUGGACUUUGAUGGAAUACACAAUUCCUCGACUCCAAAAAAUUCAGAAGUUUGAAAGCCCACCUUUCUCAUUUUACAGGUGGAGAAGCUAAGGCCCAGAGAGAGGCUGGUGAUGCGGGUCCCUAAAGAGUUUGUGGCUGGGCUAAGCCUCUACUCUCCUGGGCCUGUCUGUCUAUCUGUCUGUCUGCCUGUCUGUUUCUGCUCUGACACCGUUCUCAGCCCACAGAGCAGGAACCCAUUGGUUCUGUCCUAAGCGGCACCUCAGUGGCCUCAUGUCAUUCCCUCCCCGGUCUCAGUUUCUCCAUCUGAAUAAGGAGGCCCUAGGAUCUACCCCCAGAGACAAGGAACGUUGGCCGUGGCCUAAGGGAAAUCACCGAUAGGUGAGCUGAUUUUGCUGUGGGGACUCACAAGACAUUGGCAGAGGUGCAGAGGGAGGUUAGCUUCAGGGAAAGAAGUCAAGGUGCAGCCCAGUUCUAGAAUACAGAGAGGAGGACAACCAUCCUCUCUUCAGCCAGGAUCAGCCCUGGUGGCUAGACAUGCCCUGGUGUAGGAUACGAGCCUCAGGGCAUUGCUCAGAUCCUACCGCCACCAAAGCCCUCAGGUCUCAGGGCCUGCCUCUGCCAGGAUGACGUGGGCCGGUGUAUGUUCAAGGUAACAGAAGAGGGACGUAGGGAGCCCAGUGCUGACAGUUUGCCCGCAGCACCCCCUGGCUGCCCAGCGGCGAGGGCUUGUGCAGGAGGAUGAUGAUACGAGGCAAGGAAGUGACCACAUGGCCCUAAAGUUCCCUUCCAACCUGUGCUUUUUCUGUCCCUCCUUUGUGAAUCUGUGUUCUGAGCGCCUCUCUGAGGUUCUCUCUUUCUUGGUGGUCAAUACAGUGGCUCAGCUAGAGACAACUGUGCCUCCUGACCAAAGGACGCUUGCCCCUCGCACGGGGUCCUGCUGCUGGAGGUGGGAUGGGGACUGCAGGAGGCCCCCUGGCCUGGGAGGCGUCAGCCCAGGCUGCCCAUUAGAAUCCCUUUGGGAGCAUUCAAGAAAUACGAAUAGCCAGGCCCAACCCCCCCGACCCAUCGAAGCUGAGUCAGCAGAGUAGGGCCUGGCCUUGUGUAGGUUUUCAUAAGUUCCCAUGGGAUUCUGCAAUACCUGGGGUGGAGACCGCUCGGGCUAAUGCUUCUGUAGCUGUCGACACUAACGAUGAGGACAAGGAGCACGAGGCAGGUGCUGGGACUCCAACUCUGUCCUGUAAGUCCUCUGAGGCUAAAAGCAGGAAGCAUGGUUCUGAGCCCUCCACCAGGUCCCUGCCCCCGACCCUGUCCCCUCUGACUGCGCCCUCCCUUAGCCGUGGCUGAGUUCCCGAGUCUGCUGCACAUUCCAGACACCCGGCUGCUUGUCUCGUCCACCAUUUACUCAGCCGCUGGGGGCCGCCACGCUUGCCAAAGACCAAAUCCUCGGUGUUGUCUGGAAAGCAGAGUUCUGGAUGGGGUCAUCUCUCCCGCCUUAUCUGGGAAUAAACAGCACGUCACGGUUUACAAAGCCUCCAGCCUCCCUCCACGCACUGGCACAUCUUACUCUAACGCGGGUCAGGCAGGCACCAGUACCCCCACGUUCAGGAGGGAAGGUUAGCCUUCAAGAAUAAGGAAACGUUCGUGCCCAUAGGCACUGGCUACACCGUGGUGGAGGUGGGGCUGAGUCUGGGGAGCUUCCUGAAUGUCACGCAGACUCUCUCCACCCCAAAGGGGCCCAGACCUCACCCUGCGGCGAAACAAUGCAAAGGCAGCAUGAACAAACGGUUUCUUUCCUUUUCUUUUUUUCCUUUUUUACAUCUAGAGUAAAUUAUUUAAAUUAUUUCACAGCAAGGGAGCGGGAUAGGUAAUUUUUAUCAGAUAUUUUUUUAAAGCCAUUUUUUAAAAAUUACUUUUUUGUUGAUGUUCUUGACGGGUGACGUGGGACUUGCAGGGCCAGCCCCCUGCGCUCAGGGCCACGGAAUGUGCACUGGUCUUUCCCCUCCAGGCCCUGGGCGCCCCGACUGCUGACUCAGGAACUUCCCGAGGACGAAGACAGCCCUGGGAGAUGGGCUUUAGCAUCUCCACCUUAGCGCUACAGUAAUUGCUCUUCCUGGGACAAAACUUGAGUAUCCUAGAGGGACGCCGGAAGUCAGAAAUUGAUCUGUGCUUUUCCUACAAAACUGUGCCUGGACAGUUUGAUUGUUUUAAUAUUGUUCAUGAAAUUCCUUGUACCUUUGUAAAAAUAAAAAUUAAUAAUAAUAAUAAUAAUAAAAAGUGAAAAUCGUGCUAUGGAAAGAAUAUAACAAAAUAAACAGUAUCUGCCUACACAUUUUAA